GUGUUGCUGCGUGCUGUACAUGUCUGUUUUUUUUCCUUGAGAGAAACUCCGUGUCUCCGGCACUCUGUUAGCAUUUUAGCUAGGAGCUAACCAAGGUGGCCCGCUAUGUUAGCAUGCUGUGCUAUGCUAGGCUUCCAUUUUCCGUUCAGUCACUAAUGUGUAACGUUGUUUAACAGUCAGCUAAAUACCCACUCGACUUUGCAUUUUUUUUAAACGCUGCAGGCCCUCGAGUUGCACACGUAAUGAGUUACUUGCAGUUAAGCUAGGUUAACGGGUUAGUCCCGGGCGGCUGUUUACUCACCAACUUAGCACAUCUCAAAGAGAAGCGCCGUCAUUAUCUUGUUACUCUUCUUCCUUAUUCACCAACACGGUACGACGCAAUCAGUAACGCAAUGAACAUAAAUAUUGCUCAGUCAGCUUCUUAUUGGAUCUCUAAAACCCCAUUCAGGAUGUUUUUAUAAGAAAAAAAAUCUAUUUCAGUUUUAUAUAGAAAUGAAAAUUAACAUUUUGUUUCAUUCUUCCACUAUACAUGACACUGGACAGCUUCUGAUGAGCUUUAAGACUCGUUGGCUUUAAGAUGGUGGACAUUUUUGAGUUGCAUGAUGUGUAGAUAAAGAGCAUAUGAUAGGAAUCUAUUGGUUUCCUGCCCAUCAUGUUGGUUGCUAGGAGACGGGAGGCCAAGUAAGACCUGGUUCCCAUGUUGGGAUCCAGUCUAUCCGGUGGAGCCGCUUCAACCUGCCAGCAGGCCCGGCCAUUUGAAUGGUGCCGUUAAUGCAUUCCUUCAUUUAUUAGAUUUGUUUAAAUCACAUUUGUUAUCAAUAGAGGGAUUGGCGUGCAUGUGUUCUGUCCCACUGGCGCAGGAAAUGAGCGGAUGACUUGACCGGUGUCACCGUUGACCGUUUGCACGCCUUCUGUUGUGAAUUUGACACAUCAGGAGUCAAUCAACAUUGUUCACUUUUCAUCUUCACGUCUGUUUUCCUGGCGUGGGUGGAGCACAUGCCACGCUGACGGCCAGUCAGAGGAGACCUCAUAGCUUCCCUCUGGCAGCCGCACCCCUGCAGACCACCGCCGUGGCACCCGUUUGAGUUAAAGACGAUGGAUCGGAGGGUGUGGUUGUGCAUUGUCAUGGCGACAGGCGUCCUUUGCCUCAGCCUGGCCCCCAUCUGUCGAGCCGCGGACCUGGACGAGGACGACAUGGACGUGGAGGACGACAUGGACAUGGACAUGGACAUGGACAUGGUGGGAGCUGACGAGGAGCUGGAAGAGGACCCGCACCAUGAUGAUGCACCUCCCAAAGCUCCACCCACCCCAAAAGUGACCUACAAGGCUCCAGAGCCCAAGGGAGAACACUUCUUUGCCGAGUCUUUCCACCGGGGAACACUUGACACUUGGGUGCUGUCCAGCGCCAAGAAGGAUGACACCGAUGAAGAUAUCGCCAAGUAUGAUGGCAAGUGGGAGGUGGAGGAGAUGAAAGACAGCAAGCUGCCCGGUGAUAAAGGUCUGGUCCUCAAGUCUCGAGCCAAACAUCACGCCAUUUCUGCACAGCUGCUGCGACCUUUCACCUUUGACACCCAGCCGCUCAUUGUUCAGUACGAGGUGAACUUCCAGUCCGGUAUCGACUGUGGCGGCGCUUAUGUCAAGUUGCUGACUCAGACGCCUGAUCUGGACCUGGACCAGUUUGUGGACAAAACUGCGUAUACCAUCAUGUUUGGACCAGACAAAUGUGGCGAGGAUUACAAGUUGCACUUCAUCUUCCGCCACAAGAAUCUCAUAACUGGAGAGUACGAGGAGAAACACGCUAAGAAGCCUGACGCGGACCUGCGCACGUACUACACUGACAAGAAGACACACCUCUACACACUGGGUGAGACGCACACACCCACACCCACACGCACAUGCAGUGGUAGAGCAGGUGUGGCUCAUUCGUGUGCCCCUGCAGUGGUGAACCCAGACAACAGCUUUGAGGUGCUGGUGGACCAGAUGGUGGUGAACAGCGGCAAUCUGCUAACAGACAUGAGCCCCCCCGUCAACCCCCCCGCUGAGAUAGAGGACCCCGACGACCACAAACCCGAGGACUGGGACGAAAGGCCCAAGAUCCAAGACCCGGACGCCGUGAAACCAGAAGAUUGGGAUGAAGACGCUCCCGCUCAGAUUCCAGAUGAGAACGCGGUCAAACCAGACGGCUGGUUGGACGACGAGCCGGAGUACAUCGGCGACCCAGACGCUGCCAAACCUGAAGACUGGGACGAGGACAUGGACGGCGAGUGGGAGGCGCCUCAGAUCCCUAACCCUGCCUGUGAGGCGGCGCCAGGCUGCGGAGCCUGGAAGAGACCGACGAUUGACAACCCUGACUACAAGGGCAAGUGGAAGGCCCCCAUGAUUGACAACCCCAGCUACCAGGGCGUGUGGAAGCCCAGAAAGAUCCCCAACCCGGCAUUCUUCGAGGACCUGCACCCGUUCAGGAUGAGCCCAUUUAGCGCCGUAGGACUGGAGCUGUGGUCCAUGACCUCUGACAUCUUCUUUGACAACUUCUUCAUUACAAACGACCGCAAUGCGGCUGAGCACUGGGCCACAGACGGCUGGGGUCUGAAGAAGGCAGCAGAGGGCGCUGCUGAGCCUGGAUUGGUGGCUCAGAUGCUGAACGCUGCAGAGGAACGUCCCUGGCUCUGGGUUGUCUACGUCCUGACUGUAGCCUUGCCGCUCAUCCUCGUGAUUGUCUUCUGCUGCACGGGAAAAAAGAAGAGUGAGGCCACGCCAGCAGCAGAGUACAAGAAAACUGAUCAAGCUCAGCCUGAUGUGAAGGAGGAAGAAGAGGCUGAGGACAAGAGUAGCCCAGAAGGCGAGGAGGGCAGCGGCAGCGAGGAGAAUCCUGCAGAGAAAGAGGAAGUAGAAGCUGAGAAGGAGGAAGAGCAGGAGGAGGCGACGGUUGACGAGAAGUUGGAGGAUGAUGUUCUGCGGAGAUCUCCCAGGAACAGGAAGGUCAGAAAGGACUGAUGACUCUAAAGCAGCCCUGACCUUGACGACCGCCACGCCCCUCCCUCUUAAUAUUCCCCCCACCCUCGUCUGCCUCCUCUUGUGCUCCUGCGGUCCGAGGCCAGGAAGCCUGAAGUUGGAUGUGGACGGGAAAAGAUUCCAGACCUCCAAUAUAUGGAUGACAGAUGAUUCCAGUGCGAACAGUAAAAGAGUUAGCGUCCUUUUUUUAAAGAUUUUUGUUUUGAUCCCAGUUCAGCCAAAACUUCCUGCAUCAUUCCCUCGCAACAGCCGAGCAGACACACCCAGCACCACCCUGAACCAUCAGCCCCUCCCAUGAGCAACCUGACAGAUUUAUUUUUUAGGGUAAUAUGAGGUGCGAGCUACUAAAUAGCCUGACUUGCAUAUACAACCUUGCAGGUAAACUUGGACUGAGCCGAUAGCCCCUUUGGCAACUUUUUAAUGAGACGUCAGACAUCCAUGAGCAGCUUGACCAAAACUCUUACGACGUUCAAUUAGCGAGUCAAGAUUAAUUCUGCAGAAAUGGGCAAUGGUGAUGUUGCAUCUUGCUAACAUAAAAUAGCCUGCAGGCUAACAAUAGCAUAAAUCAUUUAGAACUAACAUCAAGUCCACUUCCUGCCUCUUCAGCCACCUUUCCCCACCCCUCGCCAGUGGGCAGAGCUUGCUAAUCUCUGUAGGACAGUUGGGACGAUGCCAGGAAGUGGACGUUGCACAGUUUGAUAGCAGUGAGUGUGUUUCGUCUGCCGCACUGAUCGCAUUGCCACGCGACUCGCUGGUAAGAGUAGCUGCUUCAAAAUAAUUUGUUAUGAGAAAACUGAUGUUUUAUUUGGAUUCCGAAGGCUGAGGCGUUCAACGUCAAAAGGGUCAGUGGAGCUCUGCACUGACAGGCUGCUGGUGGAACAGGAAGUGAAUGUUGGAAGGUGUUGAGAAGGGAGUUGAAAAGAUGGAUCAUGUUUGAGGUGUCUUUAUUCAUCCUGAAACAUCCCCCAUCUUCCAUGUAAUUGUUUCCCCCCCCCAAUCCUGUUAGCUAGCGAGCUAGUUAGGUUUGCCUGGCGAUGGUAUCAUGUUUUCUUGUGUCCACGUGAAGCAAGCUUGCCUACUAACAGAAUGAACACUGUAUCAGAUCCACUCUGUAGUUCUGCUGCUUGCUCUUUUUUUUUUUUUUUUUUUUUUUUUUUUAAAUUUAGUGUUCUUUUUAUGUUUCAAAUGGCCCUGCCUCUUCCUGCUGAGACGCCGCUGGAAGGUCCAACUUUGACGAGAAAUACUGUGACACAAGCUGAUGUGUGCACUCAGCGUUGUUUUGAUGAAUAAAAAGGCCAAAUGGAACCGGAAGCAAACUGAA
Molecule: messenger RNA, 4333 nt
Organism: Dunckerocampus dactyliophorus (ringed pipefish)
Lineage: Eukaryota; Metazoa; Chordata; Actinopteri; Syngnathiformes; Syngnathidae
Gene: canx
Product: calnexin
Exons: 14
Coding region: 1096-2994 (632 amino acids)
Biological process (GO): protein folding
Cellular component (GO): endoplasmic reticulum; endoplasmic reticulum membrane
Molecular function (GO): calcium ion binding
Source: RefSeq, a predicted model, not a curated record